Pteropus alecto (black flying fox) is the source of this 1384-nucleotide messenger RNA. RefSeq names its product WW domain binding protein 1 (gene WBP1). Lineage: Eukaryota; Metazoa; Chordata; Mammalia; Chiroptera; Pteropodidae. The record is from RefSeq and is a predicted model, not a curated record. The coding region runs from base 381 to 1175 and encodes 264 amino acids. The transcript has 5 exons. Gene Ontology annotation, molecular function: WW domain binding.
CAGCAGGAUUUCCAGCAGAAUUACCUGGCGUGGUUAGGCUUUUGGCGUCUUGCCGAAAGCAGGGCUCGAACCAAUCAGCGGGGAAAGUUGCUCUUCUGGACGGCCGUUCAUUGGUUGACAAUUCGAAGCCUGUUCUGCUGUUUCUAUUGGCUACUGGCGCUGUCUGUCAGGGCCGUGGUUCGAGCCUUACCCCACUCUUUGUGAAAGCUCUUGUUGUCUGGGAGAGUGGCGUAGGCGCUGCUGUGUAUUGGUCACCGGGAGAAGCCUCCGAUCCGCUCCUAUUGGCUCAUGUGCCGAAGAGCGAUGCUGAUUGAAUCCAGCAGCGUCUUCUCUUGAGGGAGCAAUUUGGAGAGGACCUGGAACCCAGAGUCGCACCCUGGAUGCCAUCCUUCAUCAUCCACAGCAAUCCCAUCUGGUUGGGAGCACUGCUCUGGCUUCGAGAGCUGUGCCCAGGAGUGAACAACCAGCCCUACCUCUGUGAGAGUGGUCACUGUUGCGGGGAGACUGGCUGCUGUACCUACUACUAUGAACUCUGGUGGUUCUGGCUGCUCUGGACUGUCCUCAUCCUUUUUAGCUGCUGUUGUGCCUUCCGCCAUCGACGGGCUAAACUCCGGCUGCAGCAACAGCAGCGGCAGCGAGAGAUCAACUUAUUGGCCUACCAUGGGGCAUGCCAUGGGGCUGGCCCUGUCCCUACUGGUUCACUGCUUGACCUUCGCCUCCUCAGCGCCUUCAAACCUCCAGCCUAUGAGGAUGUGGUUCACCACCCGGGCACACCGCCGCCUCCUUACACUGUGGCCUCAGGCUGCCCCUUGACUGCUUCCAGGGAAUGCACCUGCUGCUCCUCUGCUUCUAGCUGCUCUGCCCACUACGAGGGAACAAAUGUGGAAGGUGUUUCCUCCCACCAGAGUGCCCCCCCUCAUCAGGAGGGUGGGACUGAGGCAGGGGUGAGCCCUGUCCCCACACCCCUCUCCUGCCGCUAUCGCCGCCUGACCGGUGACUCGGGUAUUGAGCUCUGCCCUUGUCCUGACUCUAGUGAUGGCGAGCCACUCAAGGAGGCUAGGGUUAGUGUCACCCAGCCAGAUCUGGGGGACCACUCCCCUUUUGUGCUGCCCCUAGAUCCCAUGCUCCAGGUUUCUCCUGUGGGGCUGACUUCCAGUGAAGGGAACAUCCCAUAAGCAGUCUUAGAGGGGGUUACUUGUCCACCAGAAACAGCCCUGGUCCCAACUCCUUCAGUUCUCUGCCUCUUCCCUGCCCUCCUAGAAUCUGCCUAAAAGGGCUGGAGUCCUGAGGAGAGGAGCAGUGUUUGGGGGACUGUGCUAGCUCUAACCCCCACAACAUACACAGGAGCCUUUGAUCUCAUUAAAGUGAACCAGAUGCUUGUGGA